Messenger RNA from Alligator mississippiensis (American alligator), 6980 nucleotides. RefSeq names its product regulator of microtubule dynamics 3 (gene RMDN3). Gene Ontology annotation, cellular component: mitotic spindle pole; cytoplasm; spindle microtubule. Gene Ontology annotation, molecular function: microtubule binding. The transcript is spliced from 12 exons. The record is from RefSeq and is a predicted model, not a curated record. Bases 299 to 1699 code for a protein of 466 amino acids. Lineage: Eukaryota; Metazoa; Chordata; Crocodylia; Alligatoridae.
UCUGGGCUGCGGCGGGACGGUGACCGAGUGGGGCCAAGCCAAGCAGAAAGCGUAGGGUGCGCCGGCGUGAGUAACCCCGGGCGCCCUGCUGUGUGCUUGGCCCUAUGUCGUGUGCACGGCGGGACUGGGGGCUGUGAGAGCCCCCGGAGGGGCCGCCAGCAACGCCGCCACAGUCCGCGCCAGCGGCCAGGGGCCGCAGGAUGACAGCAGGCAGCCCCGCCCCCGGGGCCGGGCCGGGAGGCGCGCACGUGGGCAGGCGGGCCCCGCGCUGACACCCGGUCGCUUAUUGCAGGUCGCCAUGGCCAGGCCGGGGCCCGCCCGCCUGGCGUUGGUGCUGGCUCUGGGCGCUGCGGCGGGGCUCGGGCUGCUGUACGCGCUCCGCCGGCAGAGGAGGAACAGGCCGUGGCGCAGCGGCAGCGCCGGGGACUGCCCCGGGCAGGGCGCGGAGGACGCGGCGGGGGGCUCGCGGCGCCGUGACUGCGUUCUGAUUAGGACACAGGCCCCAGUGGAGGCUGGUGAUGGUGUAGCAUGCACAUCUCUCUUAACACGCGUAGAGCAGGUGGAAGUGCUGAACCGUCUAGACUUUGUGCUGAAAAACAUUGAAGAGCUGCGUCAAGAAGUGGAGGAACUGCGGAAUAGCCUUCAGGGUUUAGCUAGUGAGAUUGUUGGAGAAGUCAAGUCCCAUCUGGAGGAAACCCAGAAAGUAACUCGGAGGAAGCGUUAUGUUUUUUCUAGAGAAAGAAGUGAUUCUACAGGCUCCAGUUCUAUUUAUUUCACAGCCAGUUCGGGAGCAAUCAAUACAGAUGAUGCUGAAAGUGAAGGAGGGUACAGCACAGCCAAUGCGGAGUCUGAUUACGAUCGGGAGUCAGAGAAAGAAAAUGAAGAGGGGGAAGAUGAAGUGAGCUGUGAAACAGUGAGGACUGCACGGAAAGAUUCCCUGGAUCUAGUCAAUGAGGAUGAAACAGCUUUAAUCCUGGAUUCUACAGUGGAGGAGGAACUUGAGCAGCUCCUGCAGCAGGCUGACCAGUUGCAUGCUGGGAAUGAGCAAGAGAAGAGAGAAGGAUUCCAGCUGCUGUUUAACAGUAAACUGGCGUAUAAGGACCAUAACAAUUUCCUUUGGCGCCUAAUCCGAGCUUACAGUGAUCUGUAUGAUAUCACAGAGGACGCAGAUGAGAAAAAAUCAUACGCUUCUGAUGGGAAAGAAGAGGCAGAGGCAGCCCUACAGAAAGGGGAUCAAAGUUCCGAGUGUCACCAGUGGUAUGCUAUUAUUUGUGGCCAGUUGUCAGAACAUGAGAAUAUUCAGAAGCGCAUUCAAACUGGGUUUAUUUUUAAGGAACACAUUGAUAAAGCAAUCAGUCUGAAACCGGAUGACCCCAAGUCUUACUAUCUUUUGGGCAGGUGGUGCUACCAGGUCUCUCACCUGGGAUGGCUUGAAAAAAAGACCGCUUCUGCCUUAUUUGAAACACCCCCUAAUGCCACUGUCCAGGAUGCACUGCAAAACUUUUUAAAGGUUGAGGAGCUGAGUCCAGGAUUUUCCAAAGCAGGAAGAGUAUACAUUGCCAAGUGCUAUAGAGAUCUGGGGAAUAACUCUGCAGCAACUCACUGGCUGAACCUGGCUUCCGAACUGUCAGUCGUCACAAAGGAGGAUGAAGAGAGCAAGAGAGAGCUUGAGGACAUGCAGGCAAUUCCUGAAGAAUAAGCCCUGUCAUUUAAUAACUGUGUGGACAGUAACAUUCCAACCUAAAGAGUUGUUUUUUCUCCCGCACAAUUCUGAUAACCUUGGAUUAAGGUUCAUGGACAAAAUACAAAGUUUACAGGAAACAAGUAAAACUGCCUUCAUCAGCUCUUCUCUGGGGAGCGAGAUCUUGGCACAGACCAACAGAACUAAAUUCAGAUUCUGAUAGUCUCUUUACCUGUGAUGCUAUAUAUGUUUAUUUGAUUUUGGUUCCAUGGCUUGAUCAGCAGCCAUCAGCCUGAUUUGGAUUUCAUUUGUCCUACAUAGUCUUGAUUGAUUUUCAUAGUCAUCCACUCUGAAAUAUUUAUUGCACAAUUUAUUGCACAGAGAGAAUAUUGACAUGUAAGGUAUGAAUUGGAAUUGUAACCUGUUCUUCCUUUAAAAUAUUUUCAGACUAGUUCUAGGGAGUCAUGAAAGUGAGAAGGCAAUAGCUAACCAUAACUAUGCCUGUAUCUCUUUGUAUUUAGUAAUGACCAUUAUCAAUGUGUAGAGUUGAAAACUUCAGUUCUGCCUUGCUGCUAGCUCUCUUAAUAGACUGUGUAAAUGUUUCUCUCUAGAGUCCAGGUGCUAUGUAUCAGCUCAUUUUUUCUUUUACUUCAUAAACUGUGUUAGCAUGGUCUGCAGCCACACACUGAAUGCUUGAUGGCGCUGAUAAAAUACAGGUCUGAUAUUUACAGAGGUUCCAGAAAGGUAAAGGGCAAAGCCACUGUGUUUGUGAUGUUCAGUUUUCCAUUAAUUAUAUCAGGCUGAUGCACUUAAGACAAAGGGGUGUUUUCAUUCCAUUAAGCCUAUUGCUUGAAGUGGGUGGAGAUGCUAGGUUAUAAGAAAGCCCAUUACAAAAAGCUUGCAAUUCCAUAAGAAGUUCUACUCUGCUUCUAUUCAUCUCCCUAUAAAAACAUUUAUUUUGAUGUCCAGAGCAUUAUUUUAUUGUUCCUUUGUAAGUUCACCUAGAUGCUUUGUGAUUUGUCUUCAAGGAGAAGCCAGCAACAGUCAUUAGCAGGGAUCCGGGUUUUCUCUGAUAAAAAAAAAAAUCGCAAAUUCUGUGAUAAAAACCUCAAAAUCCGUUAUUAAAAUUAAAAGCCCCCUGCAGCCCCCCUAGCCCUGCUGGUGCCCCUCAUGUGCUCCCACAGCCAUCCCAACCCUGCUGGUGCCCCUCAUUGCCCCCACAACAGCCACCCACCCUACUUGUACCUCUUGCCCCCACUCACAGCCCCUGCCCCCUGGCCCUGUUGGAGGAGGCCCCCAGCUGCCAGGGCUAUGGGGCCAGGGACCCAGGUCUGCAGUUCCCUGCCCCCAACAGCAGACAGCUGCAGCAGAAGCAGCAUGAUGCCAGAUCUCCAACUGCUCUGCUUGCUCGGGUGGGGGUGGGGCCAUUUCCUGCCCCCCCCAGCCCUACCAGUGCCCCCCAGCCAUGACCUGCAACCCCCCCAUCCCUGCCAGAGGGACCCCCAGCCCCCUGCAAACCCCACUUACCUCAGACUCCAGGAGCGAAGAGUACAGCUCAGCUGAGCAGAGCCCUGGCUGACUGACAGCCUCAGGCCCUGCCCUUCCCCCUUCCCCUCCAGGCAGGGCUGGGGGUUUCCUGCCCUGUUUGCAAACAGCUUUUGCAGGCUGGAGCUCAACCAGCCUGCAGAGCUGUUUGCAAAAGCAGGGAAUCCGCAGGUUUCACUGCUAAAAAGAGAAAGCUGCGUUUUCUCUGAUAAAAAGGGGAAAUCCAUGGUUUUCUGUUUUUUUCCAUGGGAAACGGGAAACCAGGAUCCCAGGUCAUCUGCGUGAAUCCAGGAGGUUAAUGUUGGGAGACUUGCAUAUCUCCCUUCAUGACAUUUCUUAAACAUUUUCUUUUACAAUUAACUCUUAUUUUACAGAAUCAAAUCACUUCUAUAAGCAAGCAGGGAUAAAAACUUAAAGUUGGUACCCAGCUGGAUUUCUUGCGUCUGUCAAGGAUGCUACUCUGUUCAUCCAAGUAGGUUAUUUCAGAUUCCUUAAGUGAAAGCUUUCUGCACUCAUCUAAAUUGUAUUUGUGCUAUGUUAUAUAAAUGAUGCAAUUUAGAAAUUCUCAAGUUAGCCAGUUGCUGUGGAGAGAGGGGAAUCAUAUGGCAAAAUAGAUAGCUCAGCAUAGUGUUUUUGUACCCAGUUCUACUGAACAAUUAAAAGAUGUCACCCAAUUUACAUCAGGCUGACAACUGUUUGUUCUAAUUAAUUCCAUGUUAGAAAGCAAACUGUUACAUUUUUCCAAAGCACAGCACAACUUACCUUCUUCCAGGCACAAUAAUCUAUCUGGGUUUCUCUCUACCUUUUCUUGUUUUAGCUGUGAGCUCAUUUGUCUUAAUUAUUUUUAAGACUUCAUUAUAUGUUCUGUAGUUUCAUAUUUGACUUUGCUACGAAGUGUGAUUAACAAAAGCAAACAUUUAAGAUGAUAACAUAUAAUUCAGUAGUAUGUUAAAUUACCUUCUUAAUCACAUAUACACAGUAAAAUAACAGUUUCUGCUUUUUUACAUUGUGAAAGUAAAAUUGGAGGGCAAGUAUACAGAAAAACUGUUUCAGAAACUUCCCCUUGUAUAGACCUGCUGUUUGUUAACUCUUCAGUCUAAAUUGUUCUGUCUUAAAUGAGGCUGCCUUCUUUGGAAGAUCCAAGUGAGUCAGAUUAACUUUUCUGUUGAUUUCGGGUUACAAACCCAGACCCUUAUACUAUUGCAAAUGCAGCAAUGAAUCUGAAGGGCCAAACAUUACUCUUGCCAUGAGUGUGGUAGUUCCCUCUGUGUUCUGUGGGAGCCCUAACCCUGUCUAAGGGAAUCAUUUGAAUUUAAAUGUUCAAUGCAUAUUUCCUUCUGUUUAUUUUGUGGAAAUGGCCAAGGAGAAAAAAAAUCUGCCUUCCCUUUACUUGAAUGCGUAUCUAUGAAAGGAAACAGUUUGGUCUCAAAUAUUUCCCCAAUAAAUAACCUUUGCCUUUCCAAACACCUAAUUUUUAAAUAGGUUCCACUACAGCCUAAAUUAUUUUCUCUUUGGUUGAACCCUGGGAAUUCUAGCUUUAGUGACUUCAAUUCCAUUUACCACAAGGUUGCUUUAAACUACUUAACUCUUUUGUGAGAGGUUUACAGAUGCAUCUGUGAAGAAAUGUUGAGGAGUUUGCAAAGUAAAGCAACCAAUUAACUGGGCUUAUUUCAUCUGUCUUCUGUUGCCAGCAAAGUGUUUGAAUGAUAUUGAUAAAACUUUACUUAUUUCAUACAUUACGUUUAAACGUGCCUUCUCAUUAUAAAGUAAAUGGAUUCAAAAUGAAAGACAGGGGAGGGGGGAGGGAACUGGUAACUACUGGUAUUGGUUUUUGAAACUUUUGAGUACAGGUCUUCAGCAAGGCUGCUGCUUCUUCUAAAACUUGUCAAAAUAUUAAACUGUUUGGAGAUGCCACAUUUAUUCAGAAUUUGGAGGUAUGGACUUACCAGCUUCCUUUCUACAUUUCCAAAGAAUGAAUUCUAGUUCAGGUUUUGGAUAGUCUUCUGCAAACAAAUAACAUUAAAGGCUGCAAACUGUUUUAGGUCAAAUGAGAUUUAAUGGACAUCCUUAAUUCAUGGUUCCUUUUGCCAUGUAUUACCUGGACAUCCAUUUUGCAUAGAUUGAACUUGAAUCUUCUUUUCUGUUGGGCCCCAGUCAUGCUGCCACUCACAGCUGAUGGCAGAACUCCCACUAACUUUCCUGAAAGUAGAACUAGGCUCCUUCCAAGGGAUUCCUCUCUGCCGCUUCCUUGUCAACAAAACCCCUAUGCAGAUUCUAAAGUGCCCACAGAGCAGAUCAGCUUCUUUUGGGCUUCUGGGAAAUGUUGCAGCUCAUGAGAAGAACACCGUACAAGUGCAGCUUUGGAACUGAUAUUUCUAUCAAUCUGUUUUGUCUCUUUCAAUUGCUGAAGGCUGAGUAAUUGUUUUUUGGAUGCAGAGAUACUUGGUGAAAUGCCUUGGAAUAUUGAAGAAAUGCCUUAAAGAAUAUUGAACCAUGUCCAAAACUUCUCUUAGCUGCUUGAAGACCUAAAAAAAAAAAGAAAGCCCUUGCAUUUACUGGGGAGGAGGGAGAUAAUUUAGACAAGUGUCUGCUCAUUCCUCUUUUUCAUAUUCUGAUGGUGUCUGUUGCUCAGGAUACUUAAUAUUAAUGGUCUCUUAUCAUGUUUUCUCUCUACCUUUAUUAUGUAAAUGCUUACUCUAGACUUUCUGUGCAUUUGGUUUCCUGUUUCAGAUGCUUUUUAAAAAAAAAAUAUGGACUCUACCUGGUUGGCUUUAAAAAGGAUUUUAGGCUCUGAUAUUCUAAUUUGUGUUUGUUGUGGUACCCUUGUUCCAUUAGGAACUCUGGGAUUCAGAGAUGUAAUUUUCUGUUGAGUGUAUACAAGAUUUCCCUUGAAAAUUUCACUCGUACUUAAUGCCUCAGAUGCUGACGUUAAUUUAGCUGACAUUUUCUAGUUAGAUAUAUUUACUGGAGCCUAGUUAACAUAGGGAAAGGGAAUGGUAAAAUCUACAGUUCCUUUCAAGCCCUGAUAAAGGCAAUAUUUUGCUUUUUCCUUAAUCACUAAUCAACAAGGAUCUGCAGUGCAUUACAACAUGGGGAACACAUUACCUUUACAUUUUUAGUCUUUCUUGCAUGUUAUGAAAGACAGAUUUGAUUCAGCAGUGCAGUCCAUUCUAACACAGCCAGGUUGCCCAAACUAGAAAGAAAAUUCUAGCAGCACCAUCUGCGGCUUUGUUUUAAGUAAUUUAAAAUGUUGGGGUUUUUUUCUUGACAGAAGGUGAGGUGCUUGGUAAAGUUGGGAUACCUUGGCAAACAGUGUCCUUUAUACACAUGGAGGGAUGGGGGUAGGCUGUUUGCACCUUUUAGAAGGAGAGAGAGAGUUGCACUUUUAACUGGCUCAGGCAUGCAUAGAUAUUAAGAAUGUUUACAUUUGUACAUGCUUUACUGACCUGUCCUGGAUUUUAAUGUGAAUUUCAUAAAGGUGGAUGCCCUAUAAACAUUCCAGGGCCACAGAAAGCUGGAGGUGUGGAUGGAUAAUAUGUUAGUUGAAGAACUCUUCGCUCUGAUUUGAGAAGCCCUUUCCAAGGUUUUUUUGCAGGGAUCAGAAAUGAGAAUUUUCCUGCAACUCAUGUUGUGUGAUUUUUAAAGUGAAUCUGUGUGGUCAAACUAAUAUUGUAUUAAAGAGUAACUGAAAUCACUGCUUUCACUUCAUUGUAUUGCAUUGUUUUGUUUGAAAUAAAGUAUUUUAAGAAUUGAA